CCGCCUCAUUUUUCUAUGCGAGUGCUUUAUCUUGUGUUUGUAGUAUCUUUGCUACCAUGCACAAAACAGAAAAAACGCUAUGACACGUGCGGGGGUUGUUGGUUUAGGCCCUAUUCUAAUACAUAUUUACAAAAAUUACAAUUCCGAAAAUUGCAGACAGUAGGGAAGCUUGAAAGUCCAAAACCUCAAGGAAAAUAUCCAACUGGACAGCUUUUUCUUCACAAGGUAUUUGGUUACAGAGGUAUUUUGUUAUUCCCAUGGCUUGCAAGACUUUAUGAUCGUGAUGUAGCAAGUAAAAAAGAUGAAAGUCCACAGAUUGAGAAUGAUGGGGAGCACAUCCAUGCAGGUAACAAGGAGGUUCAGGGCAAGACGCAUACUUACUACCAAGUACUGAUUGACUCCAGAGAUUGUCCAUUCAUUAGAGCUCAAACAGAGGCAGUAACAUUUUUAGGAAAUCAAGAAAACAACAGAUCUUUGUAUGCUAUCCCAGGAUUAGACUAUGUUGCACAUGAAGAUAUUCUACCAUACUCAUCAGCAGAUAAAACACCUGUGCAACAUGAACUGUUUGAUAAAUUUCUAGAAUUAAAACAAGGACAAGAACCACCGUUUGUCCCAAAGGAUACAUUAAAAGCAUGGCAAGAAAAGAACCAUCCGUGGUUGGAAUUGUCUGAUGUUCACCGUGAGACUACGGAGAAUGUGCGUGUGACUGUCAUACCAUUUUACAUGGGCACACGUGUUUCAGAGGAUUCAAGCGUAUACUGGUGGAGAUAUUGCAUUCGUCUGGAGAACCUAGGUACAGAAACUGUUCAGUUGCGAGAACGACAUUGGAGGAUAUUCAGCUUAUCGGGGACGCUGGAAACUGUGAGAGGCCGGGGAGUUGUGGGCCAGGGGUACAUUUCGGAUGGAGAGGAACGAUGGAUACACAUUCGAUUGCCGUAUUCCACCAUUCACUCUUGAGAGUAAGCAAAGUGAUGCCAGCAACCCUCAUGGAUUCUUUGGAUAAUUUAUACUUACAAUCAAGAUCUUCCUUAAUAUUAUGGUGUGCAAUACCAUACAGUGUUGAUAGUUGCUGUUGUUAAUGUCACUUUUGACAGUUAUUAACGUGGUAAUGGUAAGGGGAUGGGAUUGUACAGCCAUGGUUAUAUCAUUUAAGACUCUUAUUAGCCAUAUGUUCAUUAGUCAUACAAUGAGAUAUAAAUAUGAUUGUUUUUACAGUAUAAACAUAGUAAUAUGUCUUGGGAUUGUUGUUAGCAGUAUGAAUUAUAAUAUAAAUAAUUUGUUUGUCAUUCAUAAACGGAGCGCCUUAUAUCCUUUAGCAAAAUACACUAUAUAAAUAUCAUUAUUAUGAGAUAAGACAGGGUUGUUUCAACAAGACGUUAUCAAAUUGUAGUAUUAUUAACAAUACUAUUAUCGUUAUAAACAGUGGAUUGAAGACAACCAACAGCUUUUAAAAAUGUGAGUGCUGUUUGUCUUUAGUUUACAGUUUAUCAUGCACCGUAUAUACUUGCAUAUAAGACAAGGCUUAAAAUAGCAAAUUACGAUAAAAAAUCAGGGGGUCGUCUUAUACGUGCGACAUGCAAAUUUUAGAUUUUUUAAAUCAUGUUCAUCUUAUCUGUGGAUCACCCAUAACAUGCAAAUUUACUAUUGCAAUGAAGUUACUAACUGUUAGUAUGAAUAAUUGCAAUUUUAAAUGCAGGGAAAUAAGAUUUUGAUGAACAUUUAAAUGCCAAUAAAAUGGUAUUAUUUGGAAGAUUAGCCCUACAAUUGGCUGUGUUUUUUGCAAGUAAGAUGCAGUCUCAAGACCAUAAACAGCUCAGCAAAAAUUAGGAAUUCCGAUGGUGAAGUAGUGGUGUCAUAUUAUAUGCCUGACAUAAAAAAAUUGCCCAAAAAUCUUCUCAAACUUGGGGGUCGUCUUAUAUGCAGAUUGCCUUAUACGCCAGUAUAUACAGUAGAUUGAACGGCUACCUUUUCUAUGGUACUUUAUUAUCGUUAUAUAACUCAGAAUUGUUAAGUGGUCAUGUCAUUUGAUACCAGGAUAGGAAGCUGGCUGGUUUAAGCCGUAUAACUUUAAUUAGCCUUAUGUGUGGUAUUGUUAUGCUAAUGAGGCAGAUAAGCACAGUCUGCACAUGCUCAGAAAAACGAAAAUUUUCCUUAGUCACACUGCGUAUCAGCUAGGCGUUCAGCAGCUAGGCCUAGCUAUCUUAUUUUUGUUUAUUAUGCACCACUGACUUAGGUUGUCUGUCAUCACUUCAAGAUGUCUACCGAUUCGUGGAAAAGGCGUAUUAAAAUAAAAAAUAUUGACAUUUGUCAGCAAUACAUUAACUUUAUAUAGGUAAGAACAGUAGUAAGUAUAUGAAUAAUUUUAAUGCACUAGUUAGUUGAUAACUUCAUUCUAAUUUGUUUUGUGUCUUUUUUCUGCAUUUUUAUAAGCAGUUAGACAUGCCCAGGCUGGCCUAUGUGAUGUUCAUUGUAAUACUACAAAACAAAAUCACAUAAUUUAAAAUCAUAUUUGUAAACAUACUUGCCUUAUAUCUUAACUAGCAGGUGAUUUUAUUGGUAGAUUAGUUUGUUUUUAAGUGUGUAAGUAUGAUUGAUUUGCAUGCCAAGUGAAAUUAGUACCCUUAUUUUGCUUUGAUUUACCGUACUGUAAUUCUCGUCUAGGCCUAGCUGUACGAAUAGCCGAUACGCAGUGUGGCUAAGGAAAGUUUUGUUUUUCUGAGCAUGUGCAGAUUGUGCUUAUCUAGCUCAUUAGCAUAACAAUACCACACAUAAGGCCAAUUCAAGUUAAACGGCUUAAACCAUAGAGAAAAUAGAACAGCUUAAACCAGCCAGCUUCCUAUUGUGGUAACAGUUAAAAGUCCUUGAUUUGAUGAGGUAAAGGAUGGGACUGUUUUUUAACAGUUGGGUAUAGUAAUAUCACUCAGGAUUAUUACUAGCAGCCCUGGGCAUGGUAUGAGGAAAGGAAUGUGGUACAUUAAUACAGGCCUCCCUCCCUCUAAUUAAAGACCACUUUGGGAUUGAGGUUUCAUGGUUUUUAGUAGACAUUCGUUUAAUUUGGUACCACAGAAAAGUUGUCUUUAAUAGGAGGGGUCUUUAAUUAUAGGGAGACCAGUAUUUGUAAAUAGCUCCAUCAUAUCUUGGCUAUUAGUGUAUUACCAUGGUGAAACAGAAUAAAAAUAAGUCUACACCUUAAUUUCAUAAUAUGAAAUGGAGUGAUUCACUCUUAGAUGAGAAUGAAAUAAAACUAUAAAUUUAAUA
Anneissia japonica is the source of this 3258-nucleotide messenger RNA. RefSeq names its product polymerase delta-interacting protein 2-like. Gene Ontology annotation, molecular function: DNA binding. The record is from RefSeq and is a predicted model, not a curated record. Lineage: Eukaryota; Metazoa; Echinodermata; Crinoidea; Comatulida; Comatulidae. Gene Ontology annotation, cellular component: nucleus; mitochondrial nucleoid. Gene Ontology annotation, biological process: error-free translesion synthesis.